Protobothrops mucrosquamatus (brown spotted pit viper) is the source of this 1335-nucleotide messenger RNA. It is a transcript of the gene AKR1A1, whose product is annotated as aldo-keto reductase family 1 member A1. The transcript has 9 exons. Gene Ontology annotation, cellular component: cytosol. The record is from RefSeq and is a predicted model, not a curated record. Gene Ontology annotation, biological process: aldehyde catabolic process. The coding region runs from base 49 to 1032 and encodes 327 amino acids. Lineage: Eukaryota; Metazoa; Chordata; Lepidosauria; Squamata; Viperidae. Gene Ontology annotation, molecular function: aldose reductase (NADPH) activity.
UACUUUCUUGGGAACUCCAGCGAAGGACUAAAGAAUUAGAAGGUAAAGAUGCCUUUUGAAUGCAACUAUGUUUUGCUUCACACUGGACAAAGAAUGCCUUUGGUUGGAUUAGGUACUUGGAAGAGUGAUGCUGGACAAGUAAAGGAGGCUAUAAAGUAUGCCCUUAGUGUGAGCUAUCGCCACAUUGACUGUGCUACAGCUUAUAGCAAUGAAGCUGAAAUAGGUGAAGCACUCCAGGAGACUGUUGGGGCAGACAAGGCUGUCAAAAGGGAAGAACUGUUUGUUACAUCAAAGCUAUGGAACACCAAACACCACCCAGAAGACGUGGAGCCAGCUUUAAGGAAGACUCUGGAAGAUCUAAAGCUGGAUUACCUAGACCUCUACCUUAUGCACUGGCCACAUGCCUUCGAGCGAGGAAAUAAUCUCUUCCCCAAGAAUCCUGAUGGUACAAUGCGUUAUGAUUAUAUUGACUACAAAGAUACAUGGAAGGCUAUGGAAAAAUUGGUGGGAAAAGACUUGGUAAAAGCUAUUGGACUUUCAAAUUUCAAUAGUCGACAGAUUGACGAUGUUCUCAGCAUAGCUUCUGUCAAGCCAGCAGUUUUACAGGUGGAAUGUCAUCCUUACCUAGCCCAGAGAGAACUAAUAGCUCAUUGCCAUCAGCGGGGGCUGGUGGUAACUGCUUAUAGUCCUCUUGGUUCAGGUGACCGGAUGUGGAAGCACCCAGAUGAGCCAGUAUUGCUGGAAGAACCAGGGAUAAAGAAGCUGGCAGAAAAAUACAACAAAUCUCCUGCUCAGGUUCUUCUCAGAUGGCAAGUUCAGCGGAAAGUAGUUGUUAUUCCCAAGAGUGUUACUCCUGCACGCAUACUCCAAAAUCUUCAGGUGUUUGACUUCAGCCUGACCGUUGAAGAGAUGAGCUUUAUUGAAGGCCUGAAUAAAAACUGGCGAUAUAUUGUGCCAAUGGUUACGGUGGGAGACAAAAUGAUAGCAAGAGAUGCUGGACACCCCCUAUAUCCCUUCAAUGAUCCAUAUUAAUUCAUAGAGUUUGCCAAAAUGAGAAAUGUAUUUCCAUUCAGGACUGCUAGUGCCAUCAAUUAAGAAAUUAAAAAAACCCCUAAAUAAUGUUUUAUAUCUGUAGGAUUGCAUUUAAUCCUGAAGAGUUAACAAUGGUUUGAGAGAAAUAACUGUUUAACAAUAUAAAUUGUACAACCUGAAAUUUUUUUACAAGAUCUUAACUAACAUGUUUCUGCAUCUUUUUUUAAACAUCUGGACCAAAGUGUUUUCUCAAAAUGUAAUAAGGUGCAAAGAGGAAUACAUGCAAGAAGUAUAUAGCAAUAG